This is a messenger RNA of Pyrenophora tritici-repentis Pt-1C-BFP, 2066 nucleotides long. Its product is annotated as Iron only hydrogenase large subunit, C-terminal domain protein. The record is from RefSeq and is a predicted model, not a curated record. NCBI's taxonomy places the organism in Eukaryota, Fungi, Ascomycota, Dothideomycetes, Pleosporales, Pleosporaceae. Gene Ontology annotation, biological process: iron-sulfur cluster assembly. Gene Ontology annotation, cellular component: cytosolic [4Fe-4S] assembly targeting complex.
AUGAGCGCCAUUCUUUCGGCCGAUGACUUGAAUGACUUCAUAUCUCCUGGUGUCGCGUGUAUAAAGCCCAUAGAAACAAUACCUGUACAGCAAACAGAGAAUGCAAAUGCUUACGAGGUCACCACCGAAGAGAAGGCCGCUGCCUCGGAACCGCCACCGCCUGCCUCGAUAUCGCUUACAGAUUGUCUCGCAUGUUCCGGAUGCGUGACUAGUGCGGAAGCAGUCUUGGUGUCACUGCAAUCGCAUACCGAAGUCCUUAGCACGCUGGAUACACAUCCGUCAUUGCGCGCACCAUGGCUGGCACCCAGCGGGAACAACGGGGUCGUGAACGGAAAUACGACUAACGGUGCAACUAACGGUGUGAAGGGAAGUCAUGCUGAGGGAAAGCUGUUUGUGGCGAGCGUCUCACCGCAGGCGCGCGCGAGUCUCGCAGCCGUCUUCAAUGUCUCCGAGGCAGAGGCUGGAAACAUGAUCUCGCAGCUCCUUAGCGGACCCUCUGGCUUGAGGGAUGGGGGACAGCAGGGAAGCGACUUUAUUUGGGUCAUCGACACCAAUGCCAUGCGCGAAGCCUGCCUUGUUGCAGCAGCAGACGAAGUCACGAAAGCGCUGGCCCUCGAAGCAGCCAAGGCGUCGCCAAAGCCCGGGUCCGAGGGCGCAAUCGAUAUCACGCCGAAAGCACCCAUCCUCACAUCGGCGUGCCCAGGCUGGAUAUGCUACGCCGAAAAGACACAUCCAUAUGUUCUACCACACCUCUCGCGUCUCAAGUCUCCCCAGGCGCUUACUGGCACCUUGAUCAAGUCGGUUCUCAGCGAACGCUACAACGUACCCCCGUCGCAGAUAUGGCAUCUCGCAAUUAUGCCGUGCUUCGACAAGAAGCUUGAAGCGAGUCGCGGCGAGCUUACGUCUGCCGCCUGGCUACCCAGCCACGACUCAACGCAAGAAAAAAUACGAGACACAGACUGUGUGAUUACGGCUCGAGAACUACUACAUCUUGCUGCCGCCCGCGGUAUCAACUUUGCUAGUCUUCCCCGAACAUCGCUCCCUUCGGCGGACCGAACGCCAUUUCCCGACUCAAAGCUCGAUGCUUUCCUUUUCCCUCCAUCACGUCGGAAGAACCAAAGCGCACUCGCCGGACCCUCUGGCGGAUACCUAUAUCACAUACUACAAACGUACCAAGCGCAGAACCCGGGAUCGACGAUAUCUGUGGCGAGAGGGCGGAAUGCGGACGUGGUCGAAUAUUCGGUCGUGCGUGACUCUGAAACCAUAAUCAAGGCGGCGCGCUUUUACGGAUUCCGGAAUAUCCAGAACUUGGUACGGCGACUGAAGCCUGCAAAGGCUAGUCGGCUACCCGGUGGCAAAACGGGUGUUAGUAGAAGGCCGGGAGGGGCCGGUGCGGCUAUAGGCGAAGGCGUAAAGAACUAUGCCUAUGUGGAAGUCAUGGCUUGUCCCGGCGGGUGCACAAACGGCGGUGGACAAGUCAAGGUUCAAGAAGUGGAAGAAGUGCGCGUCUACGAAGGCAUCCAACAAGCGAAUGAAGAUGCACCCGUACCAAAACCCGGGCCCAAAGAGCAGAAAGAGUGGCUGGCAAGGGUCGACGAUGCCUACUUUUCGGGCACGGAUUCAGAAGAAGACGAAAAGACCAACAGUGUCGAAGAUCGGGGCACUAAGCCUGUCACUACAAGUGGCCAAGCCGAUCAAGAUAUCGUAGAUGGCAUAUUGAGAUCCCGUAUCAAGGAUGUCAUAGCACAUUGGUCGAGUAUCACGGGCGUAGAUCAACAGAAACUGAUCUACACGUCCUACAUCAAGGUCGAGAGCAAUGUUGGGAAGAAGAAGCAAAGUGAUAUGGAAAGAGUCGCUGGCCUAGCUGUUACCGUAGGAGGUGGAUGGUAGUAGCACUCUCCUUUUUUCUUUCUUAUUGUCCUCGUUACUAUCACUAUCAUCGGCAUGCAUGGGCAUUGGGUUGGGCGUUUGAUAGAUAUGUCACGAUAGAAAUAUGACUACGUACAGUACAGUACAAACUGCUAGUCAAAUAAUUCGGUAAAAAUCAUAUCUUCAAGUCAAAAUCU